AGUUUUAUAGUUUUACAGAACAAAGAAAAUCAUAAAUCACGGCAAGCUUAAGAUACAUUGGUGGGUACAGCAGAGAGAAGCAAUAACAUUGAGAUGGGGGAAACUUUCCUAUAGGCCCAAGAAGAUAUCUGAUGACUUGGGGGCCUGGUGAGGCCUUCUCUCAAAAGCCUGGGAAAUGAGGGGUCAGGAGGUAUAGAAAAAAAAAAAAAACAUUGAGGGGAGUCAUUUGACCAUUUAAACACACGGUGGGGCAGUAAGGGCGCCAUCAGUCGUUCACUCGUUAUACAAAACAGAGCCAGGAUCUCGGGGAACAGACCGCAGAGGGCCUCGGGGAGCCUGGGUCGCACUGACUUGGGGUUAGGGAAAGGCGGAACCUUGGUCCUCAGCUCUCUGUUUCUCGCGACUCCAUUCCAGCAGCUACACUACCUAAAGGACCGCCUCCUUCCCUUUCCCCCCGGGGGCCUAUCCGGAUCAGUUCCGGAUUUUGUGACUGAAUUUCCACCAAACCACGAGCCAACCCCCCCAUCACUGAGGCCAGUUUCUCCAGUACCCCCACCGCGCCCUCCGUAUCCCACGACGACUCCCUUCGUGGGAGAAGGCACGGGCUCGCGGAGCAGGCGGGGCCCGCGUGGCCGCAGGCGCGUUCCGCGGAGCUCGCUCCCAGCGCUUCACCUCCCGGCUCGCGUCCCAGUGGCCCGGCACGCGGCGCCGGCUUCCCCCUCACCUCCCAGCCGAGCGGCCUCCAGACCCCUCGCCGUUGGAGCGACCCCGGCGAGGCCAGGCGCUCGGUCCGGCCGAGGGAAGCCGGAGGAGGACCGGGCUAGGAAGAGCAGCGGGGUUUCGCGGAGGCGGUCCCGCGCGCCCUGGUAGGCGGAGUGGCAGAGUCACCUGAGAAAGCCAGACAGCUGCAUCCCCUCCCGCCGGAGCUCCGCACCCAGACUAGUGGUCCAGGCCCGGGAGCCCGCGUCACACCAGCGAGGACAGGCCACAUCGAGCGACUGACUGAACAUGGCCACACCGUUCCUAUCCGCAGGGGCCACCACGGGCGACAGCGGUGGGGAACUGAGCUCUGGGGACAACUCUGGUGAUAUGGAAUCACCCCAGACUCCCGAGACCGAGACGUUCCGGAGCCUGGCCGAGCAGUUUGAGAAGGCUGCCGCACACGUCCAAGGCCUGAUUCAGGUGGCCAGCAGGGAGCAGCUCCUGUACCUGUACGCCAGGUACAAGCAGGUUAAAGUUGGCAAUUGUAAUAUUCCCAAGCCAAACUUCUUUGAUUUUGAAGGAAAGCAAAAGUGGGAAGCAUGGAAAGCCCUUGGUGACUCAAGCCCUAAACAAGCAAUGCAGGAAUAUAUCGCGGCAGUUAAAAACCUAGAUCCAGGGUGGAAUCCUCAGUCUGAUCUUCCUAGCACCAGUGAAUGGGAAUGCUUUGACUGUCAGUUUGAGCUGAUAACGGGCUUCCGCAGUUUAGUGUCAGAGGUGCUUUCCCACCAUCGUUCCUCUUCUGGUUUUGUUAUGGAAAACGCUUUUGAAAUAGACGAUGCAAACGUAAUAGAUGGAAAGAAAGGUUCCGCUCCCUCAUGA
Molecule: messenger RNA, 1581 nt
Organism: Psammomys obesus (fat sand rat)
Lineage: Eukaryota; Metazoa; Chordata; Mammalia; Rodentia; Muridae
Gene: Acbd6
Product: acyl-CoA binding domain containing 6
Exons: 4
Coding region: 1009-1581 (190 amino acids)
Molecular function (GO): fatty-acyl-CoA binding
Source: RefSeq, a predicted model, not a curated record